This is a messenger RNA of Opisthorchis viverrini, 3572 nucleotides long. RefSeq lists its product as hypothetical. The transcript has 17 exons. Gene Ontology annotation, biological process: positive regulation of GTPase activity; Ras protein signal transduction. Gene Ontology annotation, cellular component: plasma membrane. NCBI's taxonomy places the organism in Eukaryota, Metazoa, Platyhelminthes, Trematoda, Opisthorchiida, Opisthorchiidae. The record is from RefSeq and is a predicted model, not a curated record. The coding region runs from base 197 to 3214 and encodes 1005 amino acids. Gene Ontology annotation, molecular function: guanyl-nucleotide exchange factor activity.
CUGUUCGGACAGGGGAUGACAGGAUUACAGUCUUCCGCUUUUUUCGUGCCUGCCUUCAGACUUUCUCAUUCUUCAUCUUCCUAGCUAACAGUCAGUGCUGACUCACCGUCUUGUAUAAAAAGGGUGCCCACUUAUUCGAUGCACCCUUCACCCCAAAACGCUCCGUGAUAAACUUUCCCGUCUGGUCAGUUCGGAGAUGCCAAACCGUCAAAACGCCUGGCAACCUGCCGAAGCGGUCUCCAACCUACCACGAGCGUGCACUCUGUCGACACUGUUUGAUCUUAUGAUGUACGAAUCAAACGCACUCUUUCAGUGCUCUAUGAUCGAGGCAUUCCUGCACACAUAUCGAUUGUUUGUAUCGAUGGAAGAACUGCGGAAAAUGGUUGAGAAGAAGCUCCUAGCUACUUGUGUAUCAGAAGACAAAGAAGUGAACCAAAAGCUAUUUGCUCUAAAUUCGUUACGUGUUUUCUUGUCUCGCUGGCUACGUCCGCCACAUUCCUCCGAUUUUCAAUCUCCUUCUGGACUACAAGAGCUGCAUCAAUUGAUUGUCUUACUCAUAAGGUGGCAUAACAUCCUACGCCCAAAAUCGUUUAGGGGCAAUGUAGACAAACUGGAUUGGCGUUCGAAGUACAGAGAUGAGUCGCCGAAUACAAGUGGUCUUAAUUUGCUGCGCUGCAUGUUCUAUGGUGUUGAUCAAAUGCAAAUGGAACGCGCCGCUCGGAAAUUUGAAACCGUCUGUCUUUUGGCCGAUUCACUAUCCGAAACCUAUUCCAAAAGACUGAUCGGAUCACCGGAAAAGAUCAACGGAUGCGCAACCAGUCCCUCUCAUUCGUCUUCUCCACUCAGCUAUGGAAGCAGUACGUCACCAGGAUUGUCAGGAGGGUCAGACCACUCUCAUCCCUUUGGUAUUUGGGACCUUGAACCCGCUCGCAUCGCGAGCGUAUUGACUGCGGAAGAUCAGCGAUUGUUUUUGGAUCUCCGAUUGCCAGAGAUGUUGCUGUACGCUCGCAAAAAACCUGCACCCAGUGUGAUGGCCACGAUAGACCACUUCAACCACACUGUUACCGCGUUACAAGGAAGCAUUUUAAGACUGCAUCCCGACACGAUGCCGUCGAUUCGAAUUCGUCCCAGCGAUUCCCCUCGUUGUGAUUCCCGUGAACGUGGAGCCGUAGCUGCGGUAGCCGCAUGGUCCAAAUUGCGCUUAUCGCGCCAUGAUCUCCUAGUCCCUGAUCAGCAACUGGGUACCGUGCCCGAAAUGACCUACAAACGGGCCCGCAUGAUCGCUUUUUGGAUUGAUGUAGCGUCUGAACUUCAACGACUGAACAACCUCUAUUCCAUGCAGGCAGUACUAACUGGACUACAAACCAAUGCGAUCCAUCGGUUACGUCAAUGUUGGACCGUGAUGGGACAACUUUACCCGCAGCAUUUACGAAGAUUUGAAAUGAUGGUGGCUCUGAUGAGCCAUGAAAACAACUACCAGAAGCUUCGGACUGUAAUCGCCAAGCACUUACAGAGCAUACAGAAAAUCGAACGUGCUAAGAGGAAACAACAGCAAAGUGCGAAAUCAAGUCCACGUCAUCAGGACGGCGAUCCCUCUCUCAGGUCAGCUCCUCCAACCGAAAAUCUAAACGUGCCUGGCUUGAUUCCGUAUCUUGGUCUAUAUACACAUGACCUUACCUACUUGAAUUACGCCUCUCCGGAUACAAAGCCUCUUCACUCCGCCACCAAUGAUUCGGUGCCACACUCUGCUUCACAACCAGAUAUCCGAAUUUACAAUCAGCCAGAAACUAGUUUAAUUGGUUCGUUGGCGAACGAGUUGGAUAUCCAUUCUCCAGGCUCCGACACGAAUACAUCUCCAAUCGAAAAGUCUAUCAGUGUCAGUGAUGUUUCGGAUGAAAUUAACGCUCGACGGAGAAUAAAGAUCCGCAUAGAACGGGAGAUACAUCUUCCUUCCGGUGUCAUCCGAAUCGGCCCGCUCCACAAACCGACAACAAACGACUACGAAAACAACAACAAUCUGUCCAAAACCCAACCAGAGGUAUUGAUAAAUUUUGAAAAACACUAUCGUGAAGGCGAGUUUCUCAAGGAUUUGUACCUGCUUCAAUACACGUCCCGGUCGUACGAUUUGAAGGUAGACGAGAAAUACAAGUGUUGGUUGACCUCGUUCCCCCCACUCUCGGAAGACGAAGCACGUCAGUUGUCUUUGGAUAUCGAACCAGCACAAGAUUCGGCAAGCUGUAUGACUUCCUCAUCGUUAGCCCUACCCAAACUGGCUUCCAAAAAUGCCAGUUGUUCCAAGCUAACAGCGAUUUCCGGCAGUUCUCCGGUGACCAGACCCAAAUCCCAUUCAGUUAGUAACUACUCAUCUAGCAGACCGUCCAUAUUGUCACACCCGUACUUCAACCAGGAGACUACAGACAACACUCAUCGGGCUUCCACGACCAACAUUGAACCCAUUGAGAAAAAGACGCCGCUUUCACUUAGGCGGAAACUAACAAAGUCGGCACGAUAUUCGGGGCGACCAUUUUUCUCUGAGUGCGAAAAAAACACCGCCACUCCAGGAUCACCAGUCACGUACAGGCGUCGCUCGUCUUCCAAGCCCCAUCAUCAUUCCCCAAUUAUUCCGCGGGAAUUUCGAUCUCGUAGUCUAAGUCACCCCAGACCCAGGAGAAUUCGCAUACGAGUGACCCUAGAUGAUCCACUCUACGUCAGUCCAACCACCACUCGAAUUAGCAAGUCCUGGAAAUCCGUCGGAAUUGGGUCCACGCCAAACUUGGACAAGUCCUUCGGGGAAAAUAUUCCAUUUGAAAACUCAGUGAUCGAAAAGGUCUCGUUGACAGACAGCGUCUCCGAUGUACUUUUCCGAGUCCUAACCAAGUUUCGGGUUCCCGACUUUUGUGUGUCUGACUUUGACCUGGUCGAGCUCCAUCCGAAAAACUCCAAUCGUAUCCUUCCGAUCACCGCCAAUGCGUACCAUGAGUUAUGUUCCAGUUUAGACGAUUCGGCUGUGGAAUCCGCAAGCGUAGAAGACACGGAUAUUCUUUUUGAAUGCGCGUGUGUUCGUAGACAGAGGAAAGUAUCUAUGAUCACCAGUAUCCUCACAAGACAUUCGCCAUUCACUGUGAUUGCUAAUCCAAGGCCCAACAAGCGUAUAUCCCAACAAUCUGACCGCACUCGUGGAUCAGUAGCGGCUAUAUUUCCGCCAGACUUCUGACUCUUAGUACACCAAAGUGGAAUGUAUUCAGCGCCACUCAGUCUGUCUCUUCUUAUUACCGACUUUCGAAUAUAUUAUGAGAACUGUAAGCGUUCACUUCACCCAGACAGAGACUCCUUGUGUCCAGUCACUUUCACCUUCCGUGGCCACAGUGUAUGAGAUUGGGCCUACUUGGCCCAUCGACGUGUUUUUGUGCCACGCCAACGAUUGUAUAUAGCAGUGCACCAGUGAUAAUUAAUUUGCUUUGUUAUUUUUUCUAUCUUAGUCAACUCACAGUAGCUGUGAUAUUUUGUCUACCUGAAACGUUUUCAAUGUGAUUGUGAGAUUUCUUUUCGUCCUUUUUUUUAACGGACUCUUC